This is a messenger RNA of Quercus robur (English oak), 851 nucleotides long. RefSeq names its product zinc finger protein ZAT11-like. NCBI's taxonomy places the organism in Eukaryota, Viridiplantae, Streptophyta, Magnoliopsida, Fagales, Fagaceae. The record is from RefSeq and is a predicted model, not a curated record. The coding region runs from base 80 to 541 and encodes 153 amino acids. The transcript has 2 exons.
UUUUCUUUCUUUUUUUUUUUUUUUUUCUCUCCUUAAUUUUAACUCUAGUUUUGUUAACUCAACCUCAAUCUCCAAUUCCAUGGCUGAAGAGAAGCACCACCACCACCUUUUCCAUCACAAGAAGGACGAAGAAGAUAAGCCUAUUGAAUCUGUCUUCACUGAGACUACUACUGGUUAUGCGGAGACUGGUUUUUCCAGUGGUGGCCCCGCCGGGUACGGUGAUGAGACCUGGGACUGUGUGGUUUGUGGAAAACGUUUCGUCUCUAAAAACGCUCUGGGUGGUCACAUGAACCAGCACCCUAAGCGUCCAUGGCGGGGCCUAUAUCCUCCUCCAGCCGGUCAUCAUGCUCCAGAGGCCUGUGUGGUUUGUGGAAAACGUUUCGUCUCUAAAAAUGCUCUGGGUGUUCACAUGAACCAGCACCCCGAGCGUUCAUGGCGGGGCCUAUAUCCUCCUCCAACCGAUGAGCCUGCUGCUGUAAGGAAUGGAAACACUACUGCUCCUUUGCCGAUUGAUUUGAAUCGGCCUGCUCCUGAGGAAUAGAUAUUGGCAAUGAUUACUAUGGGAUCUGUCUUCUAUAGUACUACUGCCUUUUUUGGUUGUUUUAUGGUUUGGUUUUCUCUUAUACUUAUGCGUAGGCUAUAUGAAUUAAAAACUCUCACGUUGUGUGUCGUUUAGCUUCGUCAAAAGAUUGUAACCCCUAGUAAAAGGAUCUGUUGUGUAAUGCUUGCGAUUAUCUUAGUGGUGUGAUUAUUAAGAAAAUUGCAACAUGAUUAUUACUGGCACGGUUGUGUGUGUUUUUAUUUUUUUGGUGACAAAGCAAAUGGGAAUUGAGUAAGGAUCUGUUAUGUAA